Aedes albopictus (Asian tiger mosquito) is the source of this 4218-nucleotide messenger RNA. RefSeq names its product polycomb protein suz12 (gene Su(z)12). The coding region runs from base 503 to 3226 and encodes 907 amino acids. The record is from RefSeq and is a predicted model, not a curated record. Gene Ontology annotation, cellular component: RSC-type complex; nucleus; ESC/E(Z) complex. The transcript is spliced from 6 exons. Gene Ontology annotation, molecular function: chromatin DNA binding. Lineage: Eukaryota; Metazoa; Arthropoda; Insecta; Diptera; Culicidae.
CGCGAGUGGCCGUCGAACGGUGAGCGUCAUGUCAAAAACUUCCUCACUUUUGAGCGGGUUUUAUUUUCCGAUCGUCUUUUGCAAAAACGAAGCUGCGCAUAGUGGUGAAAAAGAAAAGCUGUUUUGUUGUGACCUCAGUUGCUAAAUGCAGAAAAUAUUAUCGGAUUUCGGUGCUUCAGUGUCCGGUUGUGAUGUUCAUGUGCGAUAAGUAGUGAAAAAUCCGUGACAGAAUCGCUUUGCUCACGCAGGAAUUUGCUGCGAUCAGCGCUCGUUGCAUCGAAAGAAAGGAAACCGCGCUUGCCCCGCACCUACUCUCCUCCCACUGCCCUGCUUGGUCAACAAACCAUAAUCGGUAAAUUACUAGCAGAGGGCAGCGCCGCCGACCGCCAUCAAGCUGGAAGCGAAAGAUUUAAAAGCCUGCAGCGGCGGCCCCGUUGCGAGCGGGGUUGGUAGUUGCGCUGCUAGCGGUGGGGGCAACGGGACUAAUUCCAAGAACCGGAAGAUGGUGUCGAAGAAGAAGGAAAAAGAUGCGGAAGUGACCAAACAGCCGAAAAUGGAAGCAUUCCAGACGGACCAUGAGCUUUUUAUGCAAGCCUUUGAAAAACCAACACAGAUUUAUCGUUAUUUAAGGACCCGGAACAUGAUAUCGCCUAUAUUUUUGAAUCGUAACUUAUCAUAUAUGCGCCACAGAAUGUCCCGAUCUCACAAAACACGCAAUGUUUUCAAAAUCGACUCUAUGCUAGCUCAGAAGAUGAACAAAAUGCGCAACGACAAAGCAAACGGAUUGUCGUUUACCGGAGAGUAUCUGACGCUGCUAUUUCUAGGCUUUUUCGAUCAGAUUCAUGACGAUAAUAUGUCGGACGAUCAAAAAAUUGACGAUCGGGGCGAGAAUGACAAGACGGUACAAGUGGAAACAGUGCUUCUGAAGAUUUCUCACAACAAGCGUAAGGAUAUUUCAUCGGCAUUGAUGCAAGUGGCCGUGGGGAAGUCAGACGUGGUGGUUAAUCCGGCGGAAAAGCUCGCAGAAGAUAAGGUGCCUACUAUAAGCAUUGCCACGGAAUCAUUUAGUUCGGUUGGAAUAAACCAGGUGGCUGGGCCACAACUGUCGUUCCUCUUACUGUUUAGGGUACACAUGCAUUGCAGUUCGGAAAGUACCUAUUGUGCUAUUUCUAACGGAGCCGAAGGAUUUGAAAAUGGAGGAAGCGACGAAGAGCCCUCAAGCAAACGGCAAAAGAUGAGUGGAACCAACAAGCUGUUCGGAACCGAAUUGAUAAUUUACGACAAAUACGGACGAUGUUUGCUAAAGGAGGGAGAUUACGAGCUUACGGUUCAGGAAAUUUUGCCACAUCAGCAACAAAUGCAGAAGUACAAUUCACCGAAAAAGAAUGCCACAUGGGAAACUAUUCAGCCUUUGAACGGUGAUAGGCAUGAUAUGGAUAUAAUUGAUAUCUACAAACAGAACGGAAUUGAUGAUCAGAAUCCCAUUCUUAUGUUCAGAAAAUCUCCCAGCCUCAAAUUUCGACUACAGUGGACGAAGGAAGCACUGCCUGUUCUGGUGGACAGACCACAACCCUUGUCGAUAGCAUUGAACAGCAGUAGCGACAAAGAAAAUCACAAACCUGAGAAUCUGUCGUCAUCCUUUAAAAGAAAUCUCAGCAUUAACAUCAAUAAUAACAGUAUCCUUACACCUGCAGCAGCUACCGGAAAUUCCAACAUUCCCGCUCCGUUGGAUGCAAAUUCCGGCGCACUUGUACCGAUGGGAGCUUCCAACGCAACUCCUGGCUCGACCGAACUUAAACUUUACGUCGAUGAACCGAAAAUCGAUCACAUCAUCUAUCAAUUCGUGUACAACAACAACUCCCGCCAGCAAACGGAAACAAAGUCUGACUUCCACUGUCCGUGGUGCAGUUUGAACUGUGGCACGUUGUACCCACUGCUGAAACACCUGAAGCUAUGUCACGCGAGGUUCAUUUUUACGUACAUUCCGAUUCCCCCGAACGGAGCCCGCAUCGACGUGUCGAUAAACGAAAUGUACGACGGGUCCUAUAAUGGGUCUCCUCACGACCUGCUCGGAACGGCAAAUGCUUUCUCUAGGCGAGGCCCUAUGCGCAGAACAGUGGUCACUAAUUUGCUCGUGUGUAGACCCCGGAGGCAGAAACACAGUUUGUCCGAGUUUAUCGAGUGCGAUGAGAACGAGUUUGACAGCCAGCGGCCCUUCAUCACCGGUCACAGCAGAAUGUAUCACCACACGAUGACGUGUCUGCCGGUCCAUCCCAAAGAGUUGGACAUCGAUUCCGAGGGAGAAAGCGACCCGCUGUGGCUGCAGCACAAAACCAUGCAGAUGAUCGACGAAUUCACCGACGUGAACGAAGGCGAAAAGGAGCUGAUGAAAAUGUGGAACCUACACGUGAUGAAGUACGGUUACGUGGGCGAUUGUCAGAUCCCGGUCGCGCUGGACAUGUUCAUUGAUUGCCGAGGACGGGACCUGCUGAGGAAGAAUCUGUACCGCAACUUCAUACUGCACGUGUGCUCGAUGUUCGAUUUUGGGCUGGUCUCGCCCGAAGUGAUGCAAAAUGCCAUAAGGAAACUACAGAAUUUGUUGUUUGAGAAUCCGGAUCUCCAGAAGCAAGUAGCCACGUCUCGAAAAGACCAGAUGGAAUACUGGAACACUGUGACCGUACACAAGCAGGCCCAACCAAAGACAGAGAAGGCAACGGAUAGAGCUGGCGCAGGCGCAAGCGGAACUCCGUCCACUCCUUCCCACAAAGCUGGCUCGGCUGGAACCGGAAGCGAUAAGCGGGUCAAACCAACAAUGACCCCUGCCAAAAGUAACUUCUCACUUGCCGGCGCGGGUGCUGCCACACAUGCUGGCAGUUCCGUUUCGACGAUUGACAAAAAUGCCAUUUCACAAUCCCGUCGUCGAAGUGCCAGUGCCGCGCUUCAUUCCAAUUCAUCAUUAGCCAACAACACUGCCAACAAAGACACACAUCAUUCAUCCGCUCACCCCAAUCCAUCUCAAUCGUCUUCUUAUGCUUCACCACACUCCAACAAACGAUCGUCCACUGCCAGUGCUAGCCACAACAGCAGCAUUGGCAAUGCCACCAGGAGCAGCAGCAACAACAGCGGUGGUAAUAGCGGCAGCAGCAGUGCCAACAAAACCUCCACUAUUACUACCCGAAGAAAGUCUCUUUCCGUAGGUACCCAAAGGAAGCGAUCCCUCAACUGACCUUGGUUCUAAUCAUAUCCGUGGGCGUAUGUUUUGAGAUGUGACUGUAACAGAAACUGCCUAAUCGGCCACUUAGUUGGCUUUCUUAUGCCUGAAGAGUAGAAGUAAAGUCAAUCCUGAUAUCAAAGAGAAGUCUUGAGAGCGAGAGGGAAAAGAAUGUGUGAUUUUUGUAUAAAACAUAUAAAUUUGGGAUAUGUGCGAGCGUGUGGUCUGUUUUGCAUUAGUAGCAGUAAGCAAUACGAUAAAACAAUGGGGUUUUGUAUUCGUUCUUGAAUAUGUAUAGGACAAAAAAAGGGCAGAAACAAAUGCAACAGUUUUAGAUGCUAAGUCGAAUCGAACAACCAAUAAGCGUAGAACCGAGCAGAUAGAACUAUUUCAGGAUUAGUGAAAGAAUAAAAACCUAGGACUGAACGUGAUUUGUUCAACAACUCAAGGAACUGUACAAGUAUAAAAGUUUAUGGCAGUCUAACCCUGUAUUUAUAUAGUAAUGGAUUUUUUUUGCUACAUCGUAUAUGUCAAUACAGAUGCUAAGUGUACUACAAUUAGAAUUGCCUCGUUUGCAAAAUUUUGACAUCUCAAACAAAGAACGUAAACGUAUUUUUAAAGCGAUAUUUGACCUAUGAAAAGGAGAUAAUAUAACAGCUGAAAAAGGUUAAGAAGCAACAACCAAAAACGUACCCCGUUCAGCAAAUACAAAAAAAAACUUAACAGUCCCCGCUGUAGCCUAGUGUGCUGAACUAUUUUUAAUUUUCAACGCUAUUCGAUGCGUUUUCCCACAGUUCUGUUUUCGAUAAAAUUACAAAAAGUUGUUUGUUUGUACUUGUACUAUUUCUACUAUUUCAUGCCAUUUCGAAGUGAGCAAACGCUUAGGUUACUUCUUUCAAACGUGUUAAAACUUGUUGCGAGGAAAAAAAACUCGAAAAUGUCUUCAUUCUGUUUCAUUGCGUAUAGUUUGAGUAUUGCAAUAAAAUUCGGCAAUUGAUAUUUUAUAA